Molecule: messenger RNA, 1729 nt
Organism: Uranotaenia lowii
Lineage: Eukaryota; Metazoa; Arthropoda; Insecta; Diptera; Culicidae
Product: acyl-coenzyme A thioesterase 9, mitochondrial-like
Exons: 5
Coding region: 165-1601 (478 amino acids)
Biological process (GO): acyl-CoA metabolic process
Cellular component (GO): mitochondrion
Molecular function (GO): fatty acyl-CoA hydrolase activity
Source: RefSeq, a predicted model, not a curated record
UAAACAACAAAAUUGUCUCGAUCACACUUUUGCAUUCUUCGUCAGCGGAGCAGAACCAUAAGUUCGUGUUGAAUCUAUAAUUAGGUGAAAGAUUUGCGUGAGGUGACCGCAAACUUUUUUAUUCUAUUUUGUCCGUAUAAAGGUGUGAAUAGAGCUAAAACGAGAUGUUCCUGCUAAGGAAACAACUUGGCUCCAUCGGGGCGCGCCUGUUGGUGGACAAAUCUCUUGUUAAGUUAAAUGGCCAAGUUAAUCAAAGUCGUGUGCUUGUCAAUUUGGAAAGUACUAAUAUGAAUUGUAAAAGUAAUUAUGGACUAAGGAUGUCGUCUAGCAUAAGUUACUUGAAAGGAAAUAGUGAACUCGAGUGUACUGCUGGCACUAUGAAUGAUGUCAAAGAGAAGAUCAUCAAAAAAUUGGGCAUAGAAGUUGGCUAUAACCCUUUCGUUAGUACCCGGGAACAUUUGGUCGAAUACGCACCCACUUCUCUGGAUCAGCUACCUUCGAGAUCGAUGCAAGACUCGUUCACUUCUGCAAUCAUACCACUUACCACCGAUAAAAUAUUGAAAGACAAAUACGUUGGAUUCAUGGGAAAUGUGCGAUUGGGUCGUCUAAUGGAGGAUAUGGAUUUGUUUGCCGUCUGGGUUGUUCACAAACAUCUUCAGCUACCAAGUCUUCCCGAAGGAGUGCCAUUGCCUUACACAUUCGUUACUGUUCUGGUGGAUAAAAUCGAUUUCACCGAUUUGGUACCAACAUACGACGCUGACAUUCGGCUUUCAGGACACGCGAGUUGGGUCGGCAAAACAUCGAUUGAGGUUGUCGUUUGGAUGGAGCAGAGGCUGCAUGGAAAAUGGCGAAAGUUAACGCGUGCACUUUUCUUAAUGGCGGCACGUGACGCGACAAAUACAAAAUCAGCGCUGAUAAAUCCUCUAGUGCCGGCUAACGAAGAAGAAAAAACCAUAUUUGAUGGAGGAGAAUCUAGGAAAAGGAGACGUAUCCAGUUACAGAAAGAAGAUCUUUUAAAAACAGAACCCAACGAUUUUGAACAAGGCCUGGUACAUGACUUGUUCGUCAAAUCCAUCGAUACCAGAAGCCGCGCUUUCAACAAACGAAUUCUUCCCCCUGGAUACAUCUGGAUGGAAGACGCAACUAUUUCAAACAUAGUAUUUUCACAUCCAGAAGACAGGAAUGCACACAAUAAAGUUUUUGGAGGUUUUCUCAUGCGCAACGCAUUGGAACUGAGCUGGGCCUUGGCAUACAAUUUCGCCAAACGUCGACCCAAGUUGGAACACAUUUCCGAUAUAAGCUUCCAUCGACCGGUAGACGUAUCUUCGAUGCUAAAUAUGACGGCCCAUGUAAUAUACACAGAGCUACAUUACAUGGAAAUCGUGGUACUCGCCGAUGUUUACGAUGCUGUUACCGGGCAGCAAACGACGACGAAUUCAUUCUACUAUACUUACUCUGUAGCUGAGCGACUUCCCAGCAUAAUGCCCAAAACUUAUCACGAAGCAAUGUACUACCUAGACGGACGCCGUAAGUUCCGAUACUCCAUGGAGUUGGACGCAAAUGCAACCAACGUUGCAUUUCCCAAGAGUCCAAAAAUGUAAUACAUACUCAUAUUUUCCACGAACGCAGCUUAAGAAGCAUCCAAGAUGUAAAAUGAUCUGUAAUGCUAUUUUAUGUUAUUGAUUUAUUUAUUGAAAUAACGAAUAAAACAAAAUUUAAUUAUUUUUAA